Molecule: messenger RNA, 4560 nt
Organism: Colletotrichum paranaense
Lineage: Eukaryota; Fungi; Ascomycota; Sordariomycetes; Glomerellales; Glomerellaceae
Exons: 7
Coding region: 1-4560 (1519 amino acids)
Cellular component (GO): cytoplasm; nucleus
Molecular function (GO): protein binding
Source: RefSeq, a predicted model, not a curated record
AUGCCGACCGAUUACAACCAGAACUUCAGGAUACGCGGACUACCCCGCGAAUACGAGACUAGGGCUGACGUCCGUGUAUUGAUCAAGGAAGUUCUUUCUCUCGAACCCAACGCAAGCGUCAUUGUUCAUUCGCUUGCGAUUUGUCCUGUCAAAGGAGACAGUCGAGUCGCAACUCUCCGUUUCAAUCCCCUCCCAGAUUGCUUCUCAGAUCGCUCUAGAAAUGAAUGGGUGGUUAGCCUAACGAAUGAGGAUGACUCCGACUUUAAGGCACCACUCAUAUUCGAUACUCACUUCUCAGGCUUCACACCUCUUCAACGUACCGUCGACGAGAGUUGUAAUGUAGAUGUGAUUGCCAUGUCUGGCCUCGGAGGGCAUGCAUUUGGUUCGUUCAAGGAAAGAGGAGGACCUUUCAUGUGGCUCCGAGAUGCGCUUCCAUCAGACUUUCCAAAUGCAAGGAUCUUAAUAUAUGGGUACGACACUCAACUUGUACAGAGCAGGUCCUUCCAGAACUUGUCAGAUCUGGGUAGAGCUCUCCAGAUCGAUUUGAGAGGUAUUCGGACUAUAGUCAGAAUGAAAGAAGAGAUACACGAAGCGCACGCAUCGAUCCUAGAUUCCAUCUCUGGAUUCAUGUUCUUUGGCGUUCCUCAUCAAGGCUUGGCCAUCGAGUCACUCGUUCCUCUGGUCAAAAAUCAGCCUAACCGGAGUUUACUUGAGUCGCUCAACAAAAACUCAGCACUCCUCCAACGCCUGGAGAAAGAAUUCAACAAUGUAAUCAGUGCAAAAAGGCCGUCAAUUGUGUCCUUCUACGAAACGGAAAAGUCUCCCACGGCUAUAGAAGUGAAUGGCAAGUGGGAGUUGUCUGGGCCUAGCGAAGUCUUAGUUGAUGUCUCUUCAGCGACAUGCUACAGCAAUCAACGCCAUCCAAUUGACCGCAACCACUCUGAGAUGGUGAAAUACAGCCACGGACACGACGUGUUCUACAGGCGUGUCACCACCGUGACACGAGAAUUACUGGGCACCACCACGCAGAGCAGAAUCGGUGCCAGAAGUCCAGAAACUGGAGUUGAUUCAUUCAUAAUCCUUUCGGAUGAUAAUAAGGACUGUCUCAGGUCACUAUCGUUUCGAGAACAAGAGUACAGGUACAGCGAUGUUUAUUCCCCAAAGGACACCUGUGGUUGGCUUCUCGAGGAUCCGCAAUACCAAGCUUGGAUGAAUAGUGCGCGGGGCCUUUUCUGGAUCAAAGGGAACCCUGGAACCGGCAAGUCAGUUCUCAUGAAAUUUGCAGUCACAACGAUGGAUCGCAGAGGGUCCGGAGAACUUGUUGUGUCCUUCUUCAUCCACGGCCGGGGAAACCCUUUGCAGAAGACUCCAUUGGGUGUGUUCCGGGCAUUGCUUAACUCCAUGUUGAAGUUCUUCCCACAACACCUCUCUCAACUCACUGAACGCUUCAAAGACCGGCAGGCGCGAUUUGGGGCUUAUGAAGAGAACCGAUGGAGUUGGGCCGAAAGGGAACUCCAAGAUUUCAUGUACGAGAUUUUGACCAAGGGAACAAAAAAGCAACCUGUGGUCAUCUUUGUCGAUGCCCUUGAUGAGUCUGGCGAAGAUGAUGCAAGGAGCUUACUGGCGUACUUCAAAACCCUCAUGAACGACAUCGAACGCGAAAAGGCACCGGUCAAAAUAUGCUUUUCUUCGAGACAUUAUCCUAUCCUUGGGUACGAGACAAUGCCAGCAAUCCACGUGGAAGAGAAAAACGACGAAGACAUUAGGCUAGUCGUUCGAGAACGACUCAAAGAAAUUCAACCGAUCGCAAAGCGGCAACAGCUCGAGAAUGAAAUCUUGAUGAAGGCUCAUGGAGGAUUCCAAUGGACAGUACUGAUUGUUGCCUUGAUACUCCAUGGAAGCGUUAUUGGUACCAGGGUCGAGAAUCUGCACAAAAGACUCACAGCUAUCCCGGAAGCCCUUGAUGGGUUGUACGCUGAAAUAUUAGGCGGUGUCGAUGCUGUCGAGCACCACCAAAUGACGAAACUCUUCCAAUGGAUCUUAUUUGCCGCGCGGCCCUUGUCUUCACACGAGCUCCGAGAAGCCCUUGCUAUCGAUUAUAACGAUAUGGACUGCACAAAUAUUUCGCAAGUCAGACGCCACGACAACUGGACAGAUACUGCAACUCAGUUCGAGAGAAUCGUCACACAUGUUUCUAAAGGCCUCGUGGAAUUCCGAACUCGCGAGAUUUGGGAGCAACACGAUCCUGAUGGGGAGGACUGGGACCGGGAAGCUCAAUUCAUCCACCAGUCAGUUGCGGAUUAUGUGCUAGGAAAGUUUUUCAAGCCCAAUCCUCACAAUUCUUCUUCUCAAUGUCCCAUUGGAGCAAGUCACUUCGAAAUAUCAAGGUCUUGUCUGAGCUAUCUGACUUUGAGAGAAGUCUUAGAAGGCGCUCAGCUGUCUUUGGGGAAACUCUCAGCAAGAUUUCCGCUGGUACCAUACACAGCACAGUUCUUGUUCCACCAUAUCCAGGAAGUUGAGCGUGCAGGAAUUUCUCAAGAUGAUCUCCUUACGUGCAUUUACUGGUAUCGACAAUCUGAAACCUUGCAUAAGAUCGCGAGCCUAUGGAGAGUGAUGGAUCCUGACAAUGUUCACGCACCUAGGGGAUGGCCAUUUGUUGGAGCAACACCCCUUCAUGUUUUGGUGGGGUUUGGCUCAAAGAGCUAUUUAGACUCAUUGCUUAUCAAAGACCAUGCAGAGCUUGAGGGUAGAGAUGCAGAUGGGAAUACGCCAUUACUCCUCGCUCUUAGAGAGUGUCGCGAAGAUAUGGCCUUACUAUUGCUGGAUCGUUCCAUUGAUUGGCAGCUUCAAGAGGAGGCAGUUAACCUCAAGAUCUCUCAAGACGAUAGCCAAGGGCAGACAAGGAACUAUCUUUCUCACGGUGUGGAGCUCGACGGAGCUAUCUUCUAUAUGGUCAAGGACAUGUCUGAGAACGGUGAUCUUGAUGGUCUAGAAAUCUUGUCGAAACUGCUAAAGGCCGGUGGUAACACAAGCAGAUCAAAGGGUUUUGACCUUAUUGAAGAUGGAGAUGAAGAUGAAUAUGGACACGACAAUGAAGCGAUAAGUUUAGCUUCGCGAAGAGGCUAUACGGCAGUUGUCAGCCUUCUACUGUCACACGGCGCUUCAGCGGAUAGACGAGACUUUUUCGGCGAAUUCCCGUUGCUUAUCGCCGCAAGGAAUGGACAUACGGAAACGGUGGAGGUUCUACGCCACCACGCACCGCAAAUGGUUGGAAUGAUUGGUGCCUACAAGCAGACAGCCUUCGACGUAGCCGUUGGAAUGGGCCACUUUGGAUUGGCAAUGCGGUUUCUGCGGCAAGGCAACCAAGAUUCCGAAUCAGACGCGUCAUUUUGGACGGCUGUCAAAGCGAACAAGCCGAGAUUAGCGAAAGCAAUUCUACACGUAAGACUAGAGAAUGGAGAUGCGGGCAAUGAAAGAGACCUAGAUGGCCGAACGCCAUUCUUAUGGGCCAUCCAGAUGGGGCAUGAGGCAAUAGUCAAAAUGUUUCUCGAUACGGGCAAGGUCGACGUCGAUGAAAGAGACCAGUAUGGCCAAACACCACUCUUAUGGGCCAUCCGGAUCGGGCGUGAAAUAAUAGUCAAAAUGCUCCUCGAUACGGGCAAAGUCAACGUCGAUGAAAGAGACCAGUAUGGCCAAACACCACUCUUAUGGGCCAUCCUGAUCGGGCGUGAAAUAAUAGUCAAAAUGCUCCUCGAUACGGGCAAAGUUAACGUCGAUCAAAGAGACCAAGGCGGCCGAACACUUUUCCUAUGGGCUCUCCAGCUGGGGCGGAGAGCGGUAGCUAAGGUGCUUCUCGAUACGGGCAAGUUCGACGUCGAUGAAAGAGACCAGCAUGGCCAAACACCACUCUUAUGGGCCAUUCAGCAUAGAUGUGAGGCGACGAUUUUGCGCAAAACAAUUCAUCAUCAUCAUCAUCAUCGUCGUCGCCGUCGUCGUCAUCAUCAUCAUCAUCAUCAUCAUGCGACGAUUGAAUUUCUUGUGUUUGUGGGUAAUGCCGACGUCAAUAGAACAGAUGAACAUGGUCGAACGCCACUGUUAUGGGCUAUUCAGCAUGGAAAAGAGGAGGUGGUCGAGUUGCUUCUUGACACGGGCAAGGCCGACGUCGAUAAAAAAGAUCACUAUGGCCAAACGCCACUCUUCUGGGCUUCUCAGUAUGGGCUCAGGUGGGUGGUCAAGCUACUUGUGGACACGGGUAAGGCCGGCGUUAAUGGGAAAGAUCAAUGUGGUCGAACACCACUCUUAUUGGCCGCUCACCAAGGGCACGAGGCGGUAGUUAAGCUUCUUCUCGAUACAGGUAAGGUGGACGUCGAUGGGAAAGAUCAACACGAUCGGACACCACUCUCAUGGGCUGCCGAGGAGGGCCACGAUAGGGUAGUCAAGCUACUUAUGGACACAGGCAAGGUCGAUGUCAAUAGGAAAGAUCAAUAUGGUCAAACACCACUCUCAAGGGCUGCACAGCGGGGGCAAGAGGCUGUUGUCAGGCGGCUCGAGUACUCAUAG